CAACAGCUAGCUUCAUUCCUCUGCCUCUCUCUCCCUCCUUCGCCAACUGGCCAUCUCUGUUGUCUCUCGCUAGCUAGCUCGCUCGCUCGCUCGCCAGUCACCACACACACACACACACACUGUGUGUCUGUGCCUGACGCCGCCCCCCAGUUUCAAACGAACGACCCAGCCAGAAACGCGCGCGCGCCAAAGCUACGUGAGUGACGUGGCAGCAUGGUGAGCAUGAUCGCCGACGAGAAGCCGCAGCCGCAGCUGCUGUCCAAGAAGGCCGCCUGCAACAGCCACGGCCAGGACUCGUCCUACUUCCUGGGGUGGGAGGAGUAUGAGAAAAACCCAUACGACCCCGUCGCCAACCCCGGCGGCAUCAUCCAGAUGGGCCUCGCCGAGAACCAGCUGUCCUUCGACCUGCUGGAGGCGUGGCUGGAGGCCAACCCGGACGCGCUCGGCCUCCGCCGGGGAGGCGCCUCUGUAUUCCGCGAGCUCGCGCUCUUCCAGGACUACCACGGCAUGCCGGCCUUCAAGAAUGCAUUGGCGAGGUUCAUGUCGGAGCAACGUGGGUACCGGGUGACCUUCGACCCCAGCAACAUCGUGCUCACCGCCGGAGCCACCUCGGCCAACGAGGCCCUCAUGUUCUGCCUCGCCGACCACGGAGACGCCUUUCUCAUCCCCACGCCAUACUACCCAGGGUUCGACCGUGACCUCAAGUGGCGCACCGGCGCGGAGAUCGUCCCCGUGCACUGCACGAGCGGCAACGGCUUCCGGCUGACGCGCGCCGCGCUGGACGACGCGUACCGGCGCGCGCAGAAGCUGCGGCUGCGCGUCAAGGGCGUGCUCAUCACCAACCCUUCCAACCCGCUGGGCACCACGUCGCCGCGCGCCGACCUGGAGAUGCUGGUGGACUUCGUGGCCGCCAAGGGCAUCCACCUGGUGAGCGACGAGAUAUACUCGGGCACGGUCUUCGCGGACCCGGGCUUCGUGAGCGUCCUCGAGGUGGUGGCCGCGCGCGCCGCCACGGACGACGGCGUCGUCGGCGUUGGGCCGCUGUCGGACCGCGUGCACGUGGUGUACAGCCUGUCCAAGGACCUGGGCCUCCCGGGGUUCCGCGUGGGCGCCAUCUACUCGUCCAACGCCGGCGUGGUCUCCGCGGCCACCAAGAUGUCGAGCUUCGGCCUGGUGUCGUCCCAGACGCAGCACCUCCUGGCGUCGCUCCUGGGCGACAGGGACUUCACGCGGAGGUACAUCGCGGAGAACACGCGGCGGAUCAGGGAGCGGCGCGAGCAGCUGGCGGAGGGCCUGGCGGCCGUGGGCAUCGAGUGCCUGGAGAGCAACGCGGGGCUCUUCUGCUGGGUCAACAUGCGGCGCCUGAUGCGGAGCCGGUCGUUCGAGGGCGAGAUGGAGCUGUGGAAGAAGGUGGUCUUCGAGGUGGGGCUCAACAUCUCCCCGGGCUCCUCCUGCCACUGCCGGGAGCCCGGCUGGUUCCGCGUCUGCUUCGCCAACAUGUCCGCCAAGACGCUCGACGUCGCGCUCCAGCGCCUGGGCGCCUUCGCGGAGGCCGCCACCGCGGGGCGCCGCGUGCUUGCCCCCGCCAGGAGCAUCAGCCUCCCGGUCCGCUUCAGCUGGGCUAACCGCCUCACCCCGGGCUCCGCCGCCGACCGGAAGGCCGAGCGGUAGCCGGUCCCCGUCCGCGCCGACCGCACGUGCUCAGCUCAGCAGCUUCACAGCUCACCACCAGUCACCACCACCACCACCACCACCACCUGGGGUGGAGGCGUGGAGCAAGCAAUGUUCAUAGAAACCACGGUCACGUACUAUACAAUACUACUACCGUACCACACCACACGGCAGCAUCAUUAGCAGUAGGAGAUUAGUAGUAAUCAUUAAUUCCUUAUUGGGUUCUUGUAAUUUCGUAUAUACCACGCCGCCAUUUUUCCUUGGGGCCAGGCCAGCCGAUAGGUGCCCGAGGGCCACUGCACUGCACUGCUGUAUUAGGUAGGAGCAGGAGUGGUGGGUAGCGAAUCCACCUUCCAGCAGCAGGCAUCACAUUUGUGUAUUUUUCGACUGGGUCUCCCGGUUGUUUUGGGUCACUCUGUAUCAUUGUUACGACGAUUGUAUUACUGCUCGGUAAAUAAAUUUCACAUCUGAAAACGUU
Molecule: messenger RNA, 2149 nt
Organism: Zea mays
Lineage: Eukaryota; Viridiplantae; Streptophyta; Magnoliopsida; Poales; Poaceae
Exons: 3
Coding region: 214-1671 (485 amino acids)
Biological process (GO): biosynthetic process; amino acid metabolic process
Molecular function (GO): pyridoxal phosphate binding; transaminase activity
Source: RefSeq, marked validated